Messenger RNA from Drepanopeziza brunnea f. sp. 'multigermtubi' MB_m1, 1674 nucleotides. RefSeq lists its product as uncharacterized. Gene Ontology annotation, cellular component: plasma membrane. NCBI's taxonomy places the organism in Eukaryota, Fungi, Ascomycota, Leotiomycetes, Helotiales, Drepanopezizaceae. Gene Ontology annotation, biological process: transmembrane transport. Gene Ontology annotation, molecular function: transmembrane transporter activity. The record is from RefSeq and is a predicted model, not a curated record.
AUGGCAAGCUCCGACGCAGUCGCGGCCGACGAGAAGCAUAUUUCAACGUCGCCGUCGCAGUUGCACUCGAGUCCAGACGGAGUGGUGGUGAAGGGAGGUGGAGAGCAGGGCGAGGAUGCUGCUGAAGUGGAGGAUCCCGACGAUGUUGUUUACCCCGCGAAGUUACAGCUGGCGCUUUUGACUUUGGGCCUUUGCUUGGCUACGUUCACUGUUGCUUUGGACAACACCAUCAUCGCAACCGCAAUUCCGAAAAUCACGUCCGUGUUCGACUCGCUGAACGAUGUCGGAUGGUACGGCUCAUCCUACCUCUUGACAACCACAGCACUCCAACCCUCAUUCGGCCGCAUCUACACCUACUUCAACGUCAAAUACACCUACAUCAUUGCCCUCAUCAUCUUCGAGCUCGGCUCUAUUCUCUGCGCUGCUGCCAAGAACUCGGUUAUGCUCAUCGUCGGCCGGGCCGUAGCAGGCGCUGGUGCCUCGGCUCUCUUCUCUGGUGGUAUGACGAUAGUAGGCUUCAGCGUUCCGCUGAGCAAACGCCCGAUUUUCAUUGCGACGCUGAGCAGCAUGUUUGGGAUCUCGAGCGUAGUAGGCCCGUUGCUGGGUGGUGUGCUGACGGAUAAGGUGUCUUGGAGGUGGUGCUUUUGGAUAAAUCUCCCGUUUGGGGCAGUGUCCAUAGCUGCAGUCUGGUUCUUCUUCAAGCCUCCACAGCGCAGAGACUCGGGUCUCACGCUCAAGCAGAAGAUUCUUGAGAUUGAUCUCCUAGGCGCCUUGUUCCUGAUCUGCGCCAUUGUCUGCUUACUUCUCGCCUUGCAGUGGGGAGGCACCGAGUACGCGUGGAAGAACUCAAAGGUCUGGGGCUGUCUGCUGGGGUUCGGGCUGUUGAUCAUAGUCUUCAUCGCGCAGCAAUUCCGACGAGGCGAUCGGGCUACGAUCCCGCCAAGAAUAUUCAGGCAGAGAAGCGUGCUGUUCUCGAGUUUGUAUUCGUGCUUUCUGAGCAUGGGACUUUAUGGACAUAUCUACUUCCUCCCCUUCUACUUUCAGGCUGUGAAAGGCACCACAGCUGAGGGAUCCGGUAUUCGCACAAUUCCAUAUCUCGGCUCGAUCAUCCUCUCUUCAAUUGUAGUGGGGGGAGCGAUAACAGCACUUGGCUGGUACAAGCCAUUCAUGAUCUUCGGAAGCGCACUGUUUACAGUUGGGGCUGGGAUGGUGUACACACUGCAAGUCAAUUCUUCUGUAGGGAAAUGGGUUGGCUAUCAACUCCUUGCAGGGUUCGGUGCCGGCUCAGGUGUCCAGAUCCCAUUCAUAGCCGUGCAAGUCGUGCUCUCCCCCAAAGAUAUGCCUACCGGCAACGCCAUCGCCAUCUUCUUCAACUCCCUCGGCGGCGCGAUCGCCAUCUCCAUCGCUCAAAACAUCUUCUCCAACGGCUUGAAGACCAACCUCCCCAUCUACGCACCUUCUGUCGAUCCCGCCACUGUCGUGCGAGCAGGCGCCACGUAUCUCAAGAACGUGGUGACCGCGGACGAGCUACCUGGUGUCUUGCAUGCGUACAUGAUUGCGCUGCAACAGGCGUACGUGAUUCCCAUUGUGGUGGGGGGCAUCGCGACGGUUUGCGCAUGUGGCGUUGAGUGGAGGAAUGUCAAGGGGAAGAAGAUCGUGCCGGCUGCAGCGUGA